AUGCAAUCGCAUACGUUUUCGCGUGCACGGGGCGUACCCGUGUACAUGAAUGGCAGCGUAUCGCAUCAUUCUCUUCAUGCUCAGCAGCCUUCGACGUCCCAUCAUGUUCCUCGCUCCAUGUCGGUGGCGCCUAAUAGACUGCGUAACGGACCUGCAGAGAGUGAUCCCUCCUUACCACCAACAUAUGUGGUCCGAUUUCAUGACGAGGCGGCAGUUCGACGUAUGUCUUACCGAAGACUUGGUCAGACUGAAAUGAUCGUCUCUAAGAUCUGUUUUGGUUCUGCGCCAAUUGGUGGGAUGUUUGGGAAUGUGGACGACUCAAUCACCCAGAUAGUUGAGACGGCUCUUCGAAAUGGCAUCAACUUCAUCGAUACGGCAUAUUGGUACGGGCAGUCACGUAGUGAGUCAAUACUCGGCAAGGUGCUCUCGAAGGUACCACGAAAGGCGUACUACAUAAAUGACAGCAUGUUUUCGGUUGGCCGUUUUGAGUUGGACUACGCGAGGACAUUUGAUUUUCGUGCCGACAAGGUGUUGGAGUCAUUGACAAACAGUUUGAAACGGUUGAAGCUCACAUUUCAUGUUCAGAUUCAUGAUGCAGACUUUACACCUCAGGAAAAUAUCAUUUUGUAUGAGACAUUAGAAGCUCUUGAAAUGGCUCGCCACUCAGGAAAGAUACGGUAUAUAGGACUCACUGUUAUUGUCGCAGCCAUCGAUUUCAAGAUUCAAACAAAAAAUUUCAGCUCAAUUAUUGAUUGCUCCGCUGUAAAAAUUGAUGUUUUACUGACGUACUGCCAUGGAUCUCUGAACGAUAACUCAAUUGGAGAAUUUAUUCCGUUGUUCAAGAGACAAGGAGUCGGUAUCCUGAAUGGCUCUCCUUUAUCAAUGGGUCUGCUCACAGAACGAGGUCCGCCUCCGUGGCAUCCAGCAGCCGAUUUCAUUAAGGAAGCUUGUCUGGCGGCUACGCACUAUUGCAUGUCAAAGAACAUCUCAAUUUCAAAGCUAGCUCUGUCUUAUGCUCUCGAAGUACCUGGCUGUUCAGCAUGUGUUGUUGGAAUGGACAGCAUACAACAGGUUCGCGACAAUAUUGCACUGUGUACAACGACUCCUCUCACUGAUGUGGAACAACGAGUGCGAGAUCGAAUUAUGCGAAGGUACUUUGACCGACUUGAAAAUGCUGGCUGGAGCGGAAUGGAUGUGGCAGCAUACUGGCAAAGGUUGAAGAAAUUAGGGUUAACAGCUCUCGCUACUCAUAGGUCGUAUGUUUUAAUUUCAUUCAUUUCACUCAAAAAAGCAAAACCUUACUCAAGGUGUUGUUCACAAUGGCUUAAAACGACACCUCGCUUCAGGGGCCCACAGUUUGAUAGGGGUAACUGA
This is a messenger RNA of Haemonchus placei, 1374 nucleotides long. The record is from the annotation of a GenBank genome assembly. NCBI's taxonomy places the organism in Eukaryota, Metazoa, Nematoda, Chromadorea, Rhabditida, Trichostrongylidae.